AUGCCUGACCAUUCACCGGACGCCAGCGGUUCCCGAACCCCAGCCGUCCAACCAAAUACCGAUGACAUGUCCGUAAUCGACGUAAUGAAGAGUCUGGUCCUCGACCCCAAAGGCAUCGUCUUCCUCGGCGACGACGGCGUCCUCCGCUCCAUCGACGGCGAGCGCAAAACCGUUAUCGACGCCCGCGGCCUCAGCCCAGCGCAGAUCAAGGAAUACUUUGAGCCGUUCCAGUCCGAAGCCGGAUGGGGGAUCAAGGCGACCGACGGAAGAGGCGUCUCGCGUAAGUACAUGUUCCACCCUGCCGAGGGCUUGCUCCCGCCCAAGGUGACGCCCGAGGAGAGGGCUGAGACUUUGCGGUACAACGAGCAGCUGAGGAGGGAGGGCGUUACCUGUGAUGUGCCGAAGCCGUCUGGAGGGAAGUGA
This is a messenger RNA of Emericellopsis atlantica, 423 nucleotides long. RefSeq lists its product as uncharacterized. Bases 1 to 423 code for a protein of 140 amino acids. Lineage: Eukaryota; Fungi; Ascomycota; Sordariomycetes; Hypocreales; Bionectriaceae. The record is from RefSeq and is a predicted model, not a curated record. The transcript is spliced from 2 exons.